Molecule: messenger RNA, 492 nt
Organism: Anopheles maculipalpis
Lineage: Eukaryota; Metazoa; Arthropoda; Insecta; Diptera; Culicidae
Gene: galla-2
Product: MIP18 family protein galla-2
Exons: 2
Coding region: 1-471 (156 amino acids)
Biological process (GO): iron-sulfur cluster assembly
Cellular component (GO): cytosolic [4Fe-4S] assembly targeting complex
Source: RefSeq, a predicted model, not a curated record
AUGGCGGAAUUGGAAAAUAUCAAUCCAAAUGUGUACAAAAAGUGUGAAGAUCGAAAGCUUACGAAGGACGAUGAGGACGAGGAUGUGGUGGAUCCGUUCGAUGAGCGAGAGAUUUUCGAUCUGAUCCGCAACAUAAACGAUCCGGAACAUCCGCUUACACUCGAGGAACUUCACGUCCUGGAGCAAAGUCUUAUUACCGUGGAUAACGAAAAAAACAGCGUCAGCAUCCUAUUCACACCAACGAUCCCACACUGUAGCAUGGCAACGCUGAUCGGAUUAUCGAUUCGCGUGAAGCUGCUGCGCGCAUUGCCGCCUCGAUUUAAAGUGUCGGUAGAAAUUAAUCCGGGCACACAUGCAUCCGAGCACUCCGUGAAUAAGCAGCUGACCGAUAAAGAGCGCGUGGCGGCCGCACUGGAAAACACUCAUCUGAUGGAAGUAAUUAAUCAGUGUAUCGGAACGCCUUUGAAAUAAAUCGAAGCUCACAGUAGGGGA